Molecule: messenger RNA, 690 nt
Organism: Mytilinidion resinicola
Lineage: Eukaryota; Fungi; Ascomycota; Dothideomycetes; Mytilinidiales; Mytilinidiaceae
Exons: 3
Coding region: 136-483 (115 amino acids)
Source: RefSeq, a predicted model, not a curated record
AGAACAGUUACGAUCAUACGACACGAUCUGGAGAGUCUGCUUUUCGCUAACAUCUCUUACGUCACGGACAACCUUCCUGAGCGUAUCCAGUAUCUCGAUCUAAUCAGAGACGCAUGUGAUGCGCUUUCAGUCGGGAUGAUACCGGACAAUGUUGUCUCACAUGGUAUUAGCAUCGACGAUCGCGGAAAUUUUCUCGAAGAGGAUGAAAGGCUCAAGCGUAGAAAGGAGCACAAGCUUUACAAAAAGAUUGUGGACAAAACCAAGAAACGAACGAAGAAGCAGACUCCCAGCGAGCAGCAGCAGCUGAAACGUCAAAACCUCGACUCAGCUACACCGGAUCGAGCUGCUCGUUCCGCAGAGCUAGAGAUAGAGCACGUAGUUCAGCCCCGACCAACAAUCGAAGUUGCCAAAGCCUCUACUUCAAAUGGCGAAGAUGUGGAGACGAACCACAACGCUUGCGAAGGUAACAAUGAAAACACUUGAACCAACACCCAAAAAAGUCAAUCUAUCUUCGAGGAAUGUGUAACCUCCGGCGAGCAUAGGCGAUCUUGAGAGCAUUAUGCCACUUCACCAAAAUGGAUCAACAACUCAUACGGUUCACGGUCACCUACGUACAGACUUGGAGUUGCUGGCAUAGUAGCUGCCUACAUGCCUAGCCAGUUACAACUUCUACAGAGAGGGGUUGGGGUA